Messenger RNA from Xiphias gladius (swordfish), 3514 nucleotides. RefSeq names its product LIM domain and actin binding 1a (gene lima1a). Gene Ontology annotation, molecular function: actin filament binding. The record is from RefSeq and is a predicted model, not a curated record. Gene Ontology annotation, cellular component: plasma membrane; actin cytoskeleton. Gene Ontology annotation, biological process: actin filament bundle assembly. The transcript is spliced from 11 exons. The coding region runs from base 338 to 2461 and encodes 707 amino acids. Lineage: Eukaryota; Metazoa; Chordata; Actinopteri; Istiophoriformes; Xiphiidae.
UAACCGCAUGCCUUCAGGCUGCCUCGCGGUUACGCCGAGCCGAGCGGGGCCGCUGAUUGGACGGGGAAGGGAGAGCCCGUACCUGCCAGGUGGAGGUGAAUGCUGCGUCACUAUUGGCUGAGAGGAGUUCAAUGGGAGGGGUGGGACUCCUCCUACUUCCCUGUCGGCUCAAAAGCUGUGGUGGAAGCAGCCGAGGAGUAAAAAGAGAAGGAAAUGUGCGAGCAGAGGAGUUGUGAACUAGACAAGCGUCAGGGUGUGAAACAGCUGAGAUAGUCACAGAGUUUGCGCCCCCGGAAAGCUGACAGGCAGCUUUGAUCGCUCCGAGAGCACAGCAAACAUGGCCUCCGUCGCUCCCUUCGGCCGCAGGCAGUGGGCGUCCCAAUCACUGAGGGUCACCGCCAAGGAGCUGUCCAUCGUCUCCGCCCGGGGUAAAAACAACGCCAUCGCCGAGCGCUUCUCCAAGUACCAGAUGGCAGCAGAGGAGGGCAACGCAGAGAAGAAGAAAACUGUUGCAGAACCUCUGCCCCCGACGCUGUGCGGCGGGAAUCUAAGUGCUUUAAAGAAGCGUUGGGAGCAACAACAACAACAGCAGCAGCAGCAGCAGCAGCCGCAGCCGUCCAGCCACAGAGCCCAAACUCAGGCCCCGCCCCGCAGCACCGAGACCCGGUCCGACACCCUGAAAACCACCGCGCUCUCGCAGGACCUGGACACCGAGCCCGAGGCCCAGUCUGAGAUCGGUGGAUCCGCCUCCAACCAGCUCUGGUCGGCUCAACCCGAGGACCCGGCAGACAUGGAGGCGAAGCCCGGCAGAGGGUCGGAGAGGCAGGAGGGAGCAGCCGCAGCUGAAGUGCCCGACUGCAAGAAGCCCAGCGUUCCCCUCAACAGCCUCAAGAUGAUGUUUGAGAAGGGGGAGAGCCCCGUCGACAAGGUGUCCAGAGAGCAGACAAGUAGAGCCAGCAGCGGUAAUCCUGCCAACAUGGACCAGCUACUAGGAGAUGGAAGUCUUGCGGAGUCCACUCCUCUCCGGGACAGGAUGGCGCUCUACCAAGCUGCCAUCUCCAAACAGGACGUUCCUCCCACCUCAGUCAGUAGCGAUCAGCUGGACAGUUUCUGUGGAAAGCAGAAGGAGAACGUCCCUCCGUGCACCCUGGACAUGAGUCCGGAGUCUGAACCAAACAGCAGGAAAAGUUUUACUGCAGAGAGCAACGGCCCCGGCCCCGGAGACCCAGCGGCCCCGAAUCAGAAGGACUCUUCUCAGCCCAAGACCCCCCGAAGCUUCCGGCCGCCGGUGAGGGAGACCUGCGUGUCGUGCCUGAAGACUGUUUAUCCUCUGGAGAGGCUGGUGGCCAACCAGCACAUUUACCACAGCUCCUGCUUCCGCUGCUCGCACUGCAACACCAAACUCAGUUUGGCAAACUACGCCUCCCUGCACAACAACGUCUACUGCAAGCCGCACUUCUGCCAGCUCUUCAAGGCCAAGGGCAACUACGACGAGGGCUUCGGCCACCGGCCCCACAAAGAGCUGUGGGAGAGCAAAGGUGAGGGUGGCGAGACCUCGCCACAGUGCAACGCUCAGACCAAGCCCCUGAUCCAGAGCCCAGCUCCGGCCCCAGACCUGGAAAGCCCCAGCGUGGAGGACUCCCCGCUGGCUAAAGUCAACGUGCUGACGGCCACCAUGGAGGCUCUGGGACAGGGAUCAUCAGAGAAGGCUGACAGGCCCACCGAGACCCGCCGGCUGAAAAUCUCCUGGCCGCCACGCACAGAGCCGGAGGAAAGCCGCGGUGGAGCCGCCGCAGACGGGGGCUCUGCCGCUAAGCCCAUCAGAGCCAAGUGGCCCCCCGAGGAGGACUCCGCCUCCCCACCCCCCGAACAGGCCAGGGAGACGUCCUGCCUGCGCCGGAGCUCCUCCCUGAAGGAGCGCAGCAUGCCCUUCAUGCUAGCGGGACAAACCGAAAACGCUCCUGCUCCUGAGGCCAGAAGAGAGAGUCCCCCUCCUCCCGUGGACGAGCGGCCGCUCAGCCCCGAACCCUCGAGAAUGGAGCUGCAGCACGGCGGCCGGUCGUCAGACAGCCAGACCCCCACUGAAGACAGCUGUGUGGACGUUCACAGCAGCUCAGGAGAGGAGGAGCAGGAGGGGGAGAUGAAGAGUGAGGACGUGACAGACAACCAUCUCAGCCAGGAGGAAGGCGACGCUCCGGGAGGACGGCCCGAGCAGGAGGAAGAGCAGGAGAUGGAGGAGGAGGAGGAGGAGGAUGGAGGCGUGUUGGAGGAGAUGCCAACAGAGCCCACGGCCAUCUCGUCUCCUGAGGGAGAGCUGGAGGCCAGCCAGUCUCAGGAUGUUGGAUUCUGGGACAGCGAGGAGGUGGAUGUCAAAGAGGAGCAGCAGGAGCUGCUGACGGUGGAGGAUAUGAUCAAACGAAACCGCUACUACGAGGACGAAGAGGAGGAAGAGGAUGUAUAAACUGAAUGAUCUGCUCUUGGCCAAACAGAUGACAGCCAUGGACUCUUACAGGUCUUCUUGCCAUUCCCUCUCUCUCUCUUUUUUUUUUUUUUUUAAGACCUUUUCCUCCUCUUCUCUUCUUAAGAGAGCUGCUGCAGUGUCUAGUGUGAACUCUACUGAGCUCUUAAUUCGUGCCUCUCUCAGCGGUUUUUGAAACAUUUAAAGCCAUUCCUUCUAGUUUUUACAAGACUGUCGGAGAUUGUGUCACUCCGACAUCGUUUGUUUUUAAGACUACAAUAUUUAAAAUUAUGCCCCAUGUAAUGAAUAUUUUUUUAGAACAGAAAUUUCCAAAGGUUGUGACACAUAGAAUAACUUUUAUUUCUGUGUACACGACUGUUGUAAUUUUCUAUUUUCAGUAAUCUGUUAUUAAUACCAACUAAAUGUUCUUAAAAUAUACCAAGAUGUGGAAAGAUCACGGCUAAUUACAGCUAAUGCAUCGCCUGUCACCAAAUAGCCUCUUAAUGGCGUUGCGUUUUAAAAGACACGCUGAAGGCCACUCAGCUUUAGAAAACAGAAAACUUCCUUCUGUUACCAUUUUUAUAAAUAAUGGGUCAUUUUUUUUUUUUUUUUUUUUGACACAAUUUCUGUAGACAAUAAACCUGUCACCUUUUCAGUUGCCAUGUACACAGGAAAAAAAAAAAACACUUAUGUUCUUUUGUUUCCAUUUUGACAACUUAUGCUGUACUGUUGUUUUUAAAAACCAGGGGACCACAUUUCCUAGAUUGCUACUGUUUAAAUAAAUUGUUAUAUGCUGAAAAUGUUGUGCGAGUUGCUAAUCCCGUGUCAAACGUGAAUGUUUUCAUGUACUGCUUAGCAUUAUGAAUGUGCUCUGCCUACACGCAGCGGUUCUGAGGCUGUUCUCUGUUGCGCCCAUGUCAUAUGGGAUGGACGGGGAAAGACUCCCACGUGGACGACUCGCGAGCAUUCACGUCAAGACGGUUUCAGGAUUAUGAGUCGUUCGCGUGGGGAUUAAAAUACCGUGGGCCGAUGAAAUAACAAAAUAUCAGUUAAAUU